AUGUGGUGGCGCCAUCACCAGAAAGCUACAGGAGUGGGUGGGCUUCUGUGUUCAUCGGACCACCACCACCACAUGGAAACGCCGGUCCAUCACCAGAUCCUUAGAGCGUGGCCAGAGGAGCAGAUGGACAGGGUCACCCACGGCCUCUUCACACCCCGCCCUGACUUCCAGAGUUUCAGGUCAAAGCAGAGGCCAGAGCUCACAAGUGAAAGCCUCCCCUUCAAGUCUCUCCAUUCUGAGACAACGUAA
Knipowitschia caucasica is the source of this 249-nucleotide messenger RNA. The record is from the annotation of a GenBank genome assembly. NCBI's taxonomy places the organism in Eukaryota, Metazoa, Chordata, Actinopteri, Gobiiformes, Gobiidae.